AUGAAAGUACCCUAUCAUCCACAGCAAUUUACACGUGAAUCACACCAAAAUCAUCAUCAAAUCGAACUUCGACCAACAAACAAAUCGAUCGAUCAACAACUCUUGCAAAGUGCGACACAAAAAUUUCAUCAUUCUCAUGUCGAUUAUCUUCAGAAACCAAUCGUAUCUAUUCAAACUACCAAUGAACAAAAACCAUUUUCAGAAGAAAUUUUUCCUUCUAUCAACAGUAACGACAAUCCUCUGAGUGAAAUUACGAAAUAUUUUCGAAAUCAAUUAGCUGAAAGUUGGAACAAACUAUUCUCAGAUGAACAAACUGAACGAGAAGAUCCUUCGAUUGAAGAGAUCUCUUCACUUCUGAGAUCGAUUCGAGAAGAAUCAGCUAAAUUUUGGGAAGAAUUAAUUGCAUCCAUUAGAUCAUCGAACGAACAAUUAUUCGACACAGGUUUAGCAAUACGAAUCACUCCAUCUACUCUUAUUUAUUCUUUCCAACAAAGAUUAUCCUCAUUCCAAUGGACUAUCGAUCAGCAUACAUUACUCGGUGGAACAAUUGUCAGUUGGACACUGGAACAGCAGUUGGAAAGAGCUUUGCAUUUUGCUAUUCAUGACAAACGAGAUGAGUUGAAAAAGGAAACUUUACACAUUCCACAUUCAAACUGGAUUCCAUCUUCACAUGUUCCUUGGUUAAUCUUAGAAUUAGAAAUGAAUAUUACCAUUCGAGAAAUGCAAAUCAAAGUAGCUGAACAUAUGAUGCAACCAGCGAUGACCACUGAUGACUGUACAUUAAAAAGUAUCGUCAUGCAAAUGAAUAUGGGUGAAGGAAAAACAUCCGUCAUUCUUCCGAUGUUAGCAGUCAGUUUAUCUUCAUCCUCUGAGAGUUUAAUUCGUAUGAUCGUCUUAAAAUCUUUAUUUCCAACCAACUAUCAAUCAUUAAGAUCGAAACUCGGUGGAUUACUCAAUCGACGUAUUUUUCCUUUUGCAUGUCGUCGUGAUUUGAAUUUCAACAAUGAACAAAUCAAUCAAAUCUUCACUCGUCUCAACUGUGGAUUGGAGAAUUGUGAUGUGAUCUUAACUUCUCCGGAAGAUAUUCUAUCUUUUGAUCUUUUGAUCAUUGAUAAAUGUCGACGAAAUGAGUUCGAGACUGGUCGUUCGAUGUUGACCAUGCAACGAUGGAUGAAGAAAUAUAUUCGGGAUGUUUUGGAUGAAUCAGAUGAGAUUUUGCAUGUCAAAUAUCAAUUGAUUUAUACAGUGGGUGGUCAACAACAAAUGGAUGGAGGUGCAGAACGAUGGAAAACGAUUCAAUCCAUCCUUGAAUUUGUGAAAAAACAUGCGGAGAAGAUUUAUAAAGAUUUCAGUGAAGAAAUUUGUUAUAGACCAGCUGAUCGACAAAGUGCUUUUCCGCAAUUUCGUUUUCAAUCAGCCGAACCUUUUCCAUCCUUGUGUAAAAUGAUCGCCAAUGAUUGGCUCAAUCAACGAUCGUAUCGUCAAGGAGAUAAACAAUCGAUCUUAUCGUUUAUUUUAGAUACAAAUUCAUCCAUUGAACCUCUGGUGGAUCGAUUUCCUCUUCAUGAUAUUCAAUUAUUUCUCAUUGUUCGUGGUUUAUUAUCCUCGGAAGUUUUACUCGUUACUUUGAAGAAACGGUAUCGAGUAAAUUAUGGUGUUAAUCCCAAUCCAAUGUUCAACCGUUUAAUGGCUGUCCCUUUUCGUGCGAAAGAUGUGGCAGCUGAUCGAACGGAAUUUGGUCAUCCGGAUGUCGCAUUGGUUUUGACACAUCUCACUUAUUAUUAUUCGGGUUUGAAUGAAAAACAAUUAUAUGAAUGUUUCAAUCGAUUGAACGAUGAAGAAACCAAUCCAGAAUCGAUUUAUGAUCAAUGGAUUUUCUAUGAAGGAGAGCGAAAUGACAUUUCGAUGAGUAUUCGACAAUGGAAAGGAGUCAAUUUGAAAGAUUAUCAACAGAGAACUCGCUUUCUGUUCCCCACAUUUCAACACAAUAAAUCAGUAAUUGAUUAUUUUCUCAAUCAUUUUGUUUUUUCUCGAGAAGCAAAACAAUUUCCCGAUAAAUUAGUUGCAUCAGCUUGGGAUUUAUCUUCCUCUGACCGAAGCAAAAUCAUUACGGGAUUUAGUGGAACGAAUGAUACACAAUUGUUAUUACCUGUUCAUAUUCGUCAACACGAUCUUCCAGAAUUGCAGAAAACUGAUGCCAUCGUGGUCAAUAAUUUAUUACAACCGGAAAAUGAAUGUUAUCAAACUCUGCCAAUCAAUGCUUCAGCGGACAAGAUUUUAGAACAGAUUGUCAAAUUGAAUAUCAAUGUUAUUCUAGAUGUUGGAGCAUUAUUCAUUGAUGGAAGUAAUCGAGAUAUCGCCAUUCAAUGGUUGGAUCUAUCUAAGAAGGAAAAGAUCGAUUAUGUUAUUUAUUUUGAUUUGGAUUCAUCAAUUGUUGUUUGUGAUCGUCAAUAUCAUCAACAUCGCUUUGAAACUUCACCAGCAAAUGAACGAUUAGAUCGGUGUGUCUUCUAUUUAGAUGAAAUCCAUACUCGAGGAACAGAUUUCAAAUUUCCACGUGGAUUUAAAGCAGCUUUGACAUUGGGUAAUGGUUUAACAAAAGAUCGAUUUGUUCAAGCAGCGAUGAGAAUGAGAAAAUUAGGAUGUGGACAUUCAUUAACAUUUUGGAGUUCAAAUGAAGUUCAUCAACAGAUUCUUGCUUUGAAAAAAUAUUCAUCUAUUAUGAACAAUGGAAGUUCAAUCAAUGUAAUUGAUAUUCUUCGUUGGGUGUAUGAGAAUACAGUUCAAUCGACAUGGGAUGGAUUACAUCAUUGGGCUGCGCAGAGUCUCAGUUUCCAACGAAAAUUGGCCGCUUUUCGAACCAUUCAAUGGAAUGAUCAACAACAAGUAUUUACCGAUUCAAUGAUGGAACAAUUGGCUAAAGAAUGUUUGGAACCGGAGAUCAUCGAAUUGAAACGUAUGUAUGGAGUUUCCAAAGUACGACAAACUGUAUUACAGAUUCAUUUUGCUCGAUAUCAGUUGAUCAAUCAUUAUCGAUCGGCGGAAAUUGAAGAAGAUGUGAUCAAACGAUUGAAAGAUUAUGGUGGAAUAAAACAACGAUUAUCACAAUUGUUAGAUGAAGAACAACAACGAGAAUUGGAACAAGAACUCGAAGAAGAACGACAAUUGGCACGUCCUCCACCUGUCGAACCUUGUCAACCCAUUCUACACGCAGAAAUCAAAAGAUUGUCUGACAUCUAUGAUACCAUGAUGGACUUGAAUCAGUUCCCUGGAGUAUUUCGUCGAUUGGCAUACGCUUUGACAGGCACAACUUUUUUUGAUAUCUGGCAAGCGAACAGUUGGGAAGAGAAAUUUUGGAUUUCUACGGAAUUUCAACGCGUGAUAGCAACGAAAGGUGAAUCAUUGAACACAUUUCUUCGUCCACCACGAUGGUUAAUUCUCUAUCGAAAUGAAUAUCUGAUCUUUCUUAGUCCCUAUGAAGCGAAUUGGUUAAUCGAUCGUUUAUCUUCGAACAAAUCAACAAUCACUACUCUUCGUCUGUUAUUACCUCGAGCAAAACGAAUUCAAUCGAUCUUUGUUAACACAUCAACUUUGACCAUUCCUCCGUCUAUUGGACUAUCCGAUGGCCUUUCUGCUUUUACUCUUGGCCUUCAAUGGUUAGUGCAACUCUUUCUGUUCAAUGGCACUCUUUAUUUUGAAAAUGUUGGUGAACAGAAUAUGUUUUGUCAAUGUUUAGCUCUAUGCUCGCAACCUCGAACACCGAAAGAAAAAGAAGCUUUCGAAAAAGGUUGGAUUUCCGUGGAUGGAUUCGUCAAAAGUCCAGAACAUCGUCGUCAAUUGCAAAUUCAUCAUGCUCGAUUCGAUUCGAAUCCAUUGACAUUUGUCAAAGAAUUGAUUGAAAAUCGAAAUAAUAUCCAUGCACCGAUCUCUUCACACGUCGGUAGUAUUAUUUUCAAUUCCAUCAAGCUUCUUUAA
Messenger RNA from Rotaria sordida, 3975 nucleotides. Lineage: Eukaryota; Metazoa; Rotifera; Eurotatoria; Philodinida; Philodinidae. The record is from the annotation of a GenBank genome assembly.